AUGUCAGCCACCCGGCACAACAAAAUUUCAGGAAACAAGGAGAGCAACUAUCAGUCAGUCAGACCACGUCAGGCUUUUCGAAUCCCAAAGAAUAAGCGCUUGGUCGUCUGCUGCGAUGGUACGACAGACGACCGCAAUAGAAAGGAACCUGUGACCAACGUUGCGAGAAUUGAGCGAUUCAUCGCAGCCGAAGACAACGAGGGCAAACAAAAAAUUACUCACUAUCUCACAGGCGUGGGUACAGCAGAUGACUUGCUAGCUCAUCACGUUGACCAAGCUGUUGCUUCAACAAUUGGUGAACGGAUCUGCCAAGCUCUCGAAUUUCUCGCAACGCAUUACUGCCCAGGUGAUGAAAUCUAUCUCAUCGGUUUCUCUCGCGGCGCCUUCACUACUCGUUGUGUAGCUCAGUGGCUUCACGAUCUCGGCCUGUUCGCGCCCAAUUGGGAAGGCUCUACUCAUCACGAUUUGAAGAGGUUGUACGAAACUUGGAUCAGAGCAAAUCAAGCGGGUAAACGAAUCGACUUCGGCGACAAAGUCGUCUGCCUGCACAAGGACGUUUCAGUACGGGCUUGUGCGGUCUGGGACACCGUUGCGGAAGUCCGGAAUUGGUACUUGACCAAGAAGCCCCAACAGCUGGGAAGUCAAGUAACACCAAAUAUCCGAUAUGCUAUCCAGGCACUGUCGCUGGACGAAGAAAGAAUCAAUUUCCCCGCCGAGGUGUGGAAACAGUACGAUCCCCAGAGGCAAACGCUUCGCCAAUGCUGGUUCAGAGGCUUUCACUCUGAUGUGGGUGGCGGCAAGGGUGACAAUUCAGAUAACAACUUUGCUAACCUGACAUUAAUCUGGAUGUGCAGCGAACUUGCCAAAACUGGCCUCCGCUUCGACUUCCAGUCGGAUGACUGGGACAUGCUCGAAAAAGUUCUCCUUCACCCAAUGUACACGCAAAUCAAGACCACAACUCUGGAUAAGAAGUAUAAGGCAUACCUACCGAAUGCAGUGCAAAGCGCUGACCGGAGAUCCGACCUCCCCAACUCGCGCACUCUUGGAUGGAAAGCCGGUGGUCUUCCUCAGGGCCAAGUCAGAGCUAUCAAGCGAAGGCCUGGUCACGGAUCAAACGAGACAAUCCAUUGGAGCGUUUCUCAUAUGGCUAGUGAUAUCCUGUUCUGUCAAAAAUGCCCCAAGCUCGAAGGCAUCAAGCGCGGACCGGAGGUACAUCAAAGGCGAUAUUGGUGGAAGAUCCAGGAAGCGAAUGUGGAGUUACCGCAGGAGCGCAUCAGUGCCGAAGAGCUGUUCAUACUAGCAAAGCUUCGAUUACCAGAGCUCAUUGAAGAGCUGUACAAACAUGAAGGGCCAGCCACAGAGGACGCAGUCCAAGUCAAAUCUGAUCACGAACUGAAAGGUGUGGAGGCGAGGCAAAUUCGAGAGCUAAAUCAAAGAGUCAAUUCUAUGACUUUGAACAAGGAGGGGCCGUAUAAGAGGACGAAUUUCCCAGACAAUCCAAGACAUGUCCCGACAUGGGAUGCCAAUCACAGACGCAUCGAACAUCUACCCGUAAGGCGGAGUCCCCACCAGGAAGGUCAGUCGUCGUCUGAUGACGGAUCCGACCAAGGAGAGCCGCAUUGGAGCUCUCAGGUGAGGGUGGACAGGAAGAGUGAAGCUAUGAAGAGGCGAUAUGGAGACUUGCGGAACGUCAGACGCUAA
Messenger RNA from Exophiala xenobiotica, 1701 nucleotides. RefSeq lists its product as uncharacterized. The record is from RefSeq and is a predicted model, not a curated record. The transcript is spliced from 2 exons. Bases 1 to 1701 code for a protein of 566 amino acids. Lineage: Eukaryota; Fungi; Ascomycota; Eurotiomycetes; Chaetothyriales; Herpotrichiellaceae.